AUGGCGCCUCCGCACUGCCACACCCGACCAAACCCUAUCCCAUCUCUCCCACGAACCCCCCACCCCCACGAACCCGACUCCCUCCCUUGUCUCUCCCCACUCGCCUGGAUCCGGAUCGGGGAGGAGCCCAAUCCCGCGCCGCCUCGUGCCCCUGACGGCGCCCAUCCCCACCGCCGCCGCGGUUCGCCGCCUCGACGCGCUGGACCUCGUCACCGGAUCACCACAGUCGUCCCCGACUCCUCCUCGCCGGACGCCGCUCGCCACUUGCCGGACUGCCCUGCCGCCGCUCGGAACCCCCCCCCCCCCCCCCCCUCGCCGGACCGCCUCCCCGCCAAGCGCCUCCCCGUCCUUGGCCUCCUCACCAACGACGCCCCGACGCCAACACCGUUCGCCGUCGCUGCCACCUCGCCCUGCCUUCGUGUUCCCCCUGCAUCGGGCCUCCCCUUCAACGCGGACCCCGAGACCGAUGUUGCCCCCAUGAUCGACUACGUCGUCGACGACCCUCCUUGCCAGAGCAACCAGAUGACGGAUCCCAGGAGCCAGACGUCACCACUGAUGAUUACUACUACCCCGAGGGUGCCUACUACAACGUGA
This is a messenger RNA of Triticum urartu, 594 nucleotides long. Lineage: Eukaryota; Viridiplantae; Streptophyta; Magnoliopsida; Poales; Poaceae. The record is from RefSeq and is a predicted model, not a curated record.